Pseudoliparis swirei is the source of this 2560-nucleotide messenger RNA. RefSeq lists its product as uncharacterized. Bases 1 to 2526 code for a protein of 841 amino acids. Lineage: Eukaryota; Metazoa; Chordata; Actinopteri; Perciformes; Liparidae. The record is from RefSeq and is a predicted model, not a curated record. The transcript has 3 exons. Gene Ontology annotation, molecular function: nucleic acid binding.
AUGGCUCUGGCACGCCUUCAGCUGGAUAUACAGCAGCCCAAACCCCCACAGGUUAGUGCGUUCUUCAGGCGCACUUCCGUCCCCGCCGCCUUCUCUGUUCCUCCCUCCGAAGAUUAUCUGAGGGAGUUACACGCAUGCUGGAGAGACACCAGUGCUCAUUCCCGGCCUUCGGCCGAGGGACGAACCCUGGCGUCCAUGCAGGACGCGGCCAAGUAUGGUCUUGAGCGCAUGCCAGCCAUUGAGCCAACUAUUGCGUCCCUCAUAGUUUCCCCGGAGGAGACUCUAAGACCAGAGGCCAGGUGCCCUCGGCCCCAGUGUCGGGCCACGGACGAACUGCUUUCCCAGGCCUACAACACGGCAGCCCGCAUGGGCCGUAUCGGCGUUUGGCCUCAUGUCGAUGGAGCUCGGGCACCUGAUGUCCACCCUGGUACAGACCCGCCGCCAGGUUUGGCUGUCAGUCACACCUGUCGGAGACCUGUAGAAGGACUCUCCGCACUGUCCCAGUCGAGCCCGGGGAGAUGUUCGGCUCGGCCGCACUCCAGGCGCUCCAGCGAACUGUACAAGCCGGUCAGACCAGGCAGCAGUUCGCUGAUCUUCGCCGUGACAUGCCCCCACCCCGACGGGCGUCCAGGGGCCCCACAUCGGCCCCCAGAGACCAUUUUCAGCCCCGCGCUCGCCUUAAUAGUCAGCACAGGCCUCAGCACCCCGCUGGGAGGCCAACCCACUCACAACGUGAAGUUUCCGGCAGACUCCCCAGACGCCUCCGGCCGGGUCAGGGUAACCACCAUCGCCGACCCGGCAAAGGCCUUAGCCUUGAGCCAGGAACUUGCCAAACUCCUGGCCAAGGGCGCAAUCGAGGCGGUGGACCCCCUGUCACAGCCCAGGGGCUUCUAUUCAACCUACUUCCUUGUAAGGAAGAAAGAUGGCGGACUCCGCCCAAUCCUAGAUCUGAGGGGACUCAACAAGUUCCUGAAGGUCUUGCCAUUCCACAUGCUCAGCAUGGCAGACGUCCUUCGUACCGUCUCCAGAGGGGACUUGUUCACAUCAGUCGACUUGAAGGAUGCCUAUUUUCAUGUCCCCAUUGUGCCUUGUCACAGACAGUUCCUUCGUUUUGCCUUUCAAGGCCGUUGUUUUCAGUUCAGGGUGCUUCCAUUCGGACUCUCCCUUUCGUCACGUGUGUUCACAAGAUGUGUUGCGGCUGCCCUUUCCCCCCUGCAGUUGCAGGGCAUGAAGAUAAUGCCGUAUUUGGACAAUUGGCUGAUCUGUGCACAGGCUGCACAAGACACCACCCGCCUUCUCUCCCAUGUGGCCCUAUUGGGCCUCAGGGUGAACAUGCAGAAAUGCUCUCUGCCCCCGUCUCAGAGCAUAACCUUCAUCAGUAUAGCUCUGGACUCAGCCGCUAUGAGAGCCCGUCCGUCACGCCAGCGUGUCGACGACAUCCUCCGCAACCUGACCCUCUUCCGAGGGGGCAGGCGGUUGCCCUACAUUCUCUUCCUUCGCCUGUUGGGCAAAUUGACAGCCGCCUCAGCUGUUAUUCCCUUGGGCUUGCUGUCACUGCGCCCUCUGCAGAGAUGGCUGAACAGCCUCCAUUUGGAGGUCACGUGCCACAGGCACAGGAGAGUAGAGGUAUCACAGCAGUGCCUUCGAGCCCUAUCACCAUGGAGGGAGAGGGCGUACCUGUCGGGGGGUGUCCCCAUGGGUAUGGUCCCGUCCCGGCGGGAGGUCGUCACAACAGACGCCUCCCUCUCAGGGUGGGGCGCAGUGUGGCAGAACAGGACUGCUCAGGGGCAGUGGUCCGCUCAGGACCACACCGAGCAUAUCAAUGUCCUGGAGCUGUGGGCUGUGCACCUAGCACUCAAGCAGUUCCUGCCAUUCCUGGCUGGGAAACACAUACUCGUUCGGUCGGACAACACCCCGACCGUUUUCCACAUAAACCAUCAGGGUGGCACCAGGUCGGCAAAGCUGCUACACGCGGCUUGCGCCCUUCUGACUUGGGCAGCCCCUCGCCUGACCAGCCUUCGGGCGAUGUAUAUUCCAGGGGAACAGAACCAGGUUGCAGAUUCCCUCUCCCGCCACAGACCCCCACCGGGGGAGUGGCGGCUCCACCCAGAAGUGGUGCAGAGCAUCUGGGGUCUCUUCGGCAGGGCGAGGGUAGAUCUCUUUGCCUCAGAGACGUCAACCCACUGCUCCCACUGGUUCUCCCUGAGGGAGAGGACCAGCCCUCUGGGGCAAGAUGCCCUGGCGCACACAUGGCCGGGGGGCCUUCUUUAUGCUUUCCCCCCAAUUCCCCUGAUCUUGCCAACGCUUCUCAUGGUACUUCAACAGGGCUACAGUCUCCUACUGGUGGCCCCACGAUGGCCAGCCAGGACUUGGUUCCCCCUACUGCACAGACUCUGCUCCGGGACGCCAUGGCGGUUCCCGGACUGGAGGGAUCUCCUUUCGCAGCUACGGGGCCAGAUCUGGCACCCCAACCCCAGCCGCCUGCAGCUAUGGGCCUGGCCACUGCAGGGUCCGACCAGCUGCUGAGCAGCUGCACAGACCCAGUCAAGGGGACUAUUCG